AUGACACUUGAAGAUUUAAGGGCAACUAUAUCAGAAUGCAGUGGUUAUGAUGGUAGCAGUUGGGACAUGAAGUAUACUGUCAAGUAUGAUGAGAGGACAUUAAUUGAUCUUGUUGAUGAUGGCGGAGUUAGAAAUAUUUUUGUGCAUAAUGACAUCAUUGAAAGAAUUGAGACAGAACCACAUGAGAUGACUGAUGCACAAAUAAUUGAGACAGAACCACAUGAGAUGACUGAUGCACAAAUAAUUGAGACAGAACCACCUGAGAUGAAUGAUGCACAGAGAAUUGAGACAGAACCACAUGAGAUGACUGAUACACAAAUAUCCAAAAUUGAAAGAUGGUUGGGAUUGUCACGCCAGGAAAUGGCUGUAUCUUAUAUCAGUUUGGGAAAUGAUUAUGAGCACGUGAGUCAUGAAAGCGUGGGGCAAAAAAUUGCACAUGCUGGUUUGUUUAAGGAGUAUUUGUACAAGUUUAGCAUCGCACAUAACUUUAAGCUUAAAUUUUUGAGGAACAGCAAAGAGAGAAUGUCUGUCAUUUGCAAAGUGGAAGGUUGUCCAUGGAAAAUAUGUGCAAGUGCAUUGGGGAAGAAUGUUCCAUAUCUUCGUGUCACCACAUUCAUUAAUGAGCAUGUCCAUAGUGCCCAAGAUAAUUUGCAAGUUAGACAGUGUGCAAGAUCUAAUAUGACAUCCUGUAUAAUUAUCGAUGAGGUGAGGAACCAUGCUGACAAGCGGGCAAGUGAAAUAAGGACAAAAUUGCAAACAGAAUAUGGUCUGAAUGUUACAUACAAACAGGCAUAUAGGGCGAAGGAGAAGGCAAUAGAAGACAUACAUGGUAGACCUGAACAUUCAUAUAUGUUAAUACCAUGGAUAUGCCAAAGGCUAAAGGAAACCGAUGAGAAAACAGUAGCUGAAUGGGUAGCUGGUCCUAACUACAGAUUUGAGCGUGUGUUCAUCGCAUACGGGUGUUGUAUAGAGGGUUUCUUGGCUGGUGCUAGACCCGUUCUGUAUGUUGACGAAACUCAUUUAUCUGGACCAUAUAAGGGAACACUCCUCGCAGGUUCGGCAUAUGAUGCAAAUAAUGAGCUGUUGCCUUUUGCAAUGGCUAUUGUAAAGGGAGAGACAAUUGAUGACUGGACUUGGUUUAUGUCUAUGAUUAAAAAGAUAGUUGGCUCAAAGCCAUUAACUAUUGUGUCAGACCGUCAUAAUGCCAUAAUAGGAGCUGUACAAUCAGUGUUCGGUUCUGACAGGCAUGCGUAUUGUUAUAGGCACGUUAAGGAGAACUUUAGUGCAGAGUGGCUCAAAUUGAACAGAGGUAAAAGGAGCAGAACACGCUCCAAAGAGGAUGCAUUAAUGCUUCUUAAUAAAAUUGCAUGGGCUAGGGUUGACGAUGAAUUUGACAAGGCAAUGGCAGAAAUGAGGGAGUUCUCUCCAGAGUUAUUUGACUGGCUUAACAAUCAUGGGGAUGUAGAUAAGUGGGCUGUGAGCAAGUUCCCAUAUAAACGAUGGGAUAAUAUAACGACCAAUAUUGCUGAAUCAUUCAAUGCUUGGAUGGUCAAGGAAAGAAAGCACAAUGUAGCCCAAAUGAUUCAUGAGCAUCGUGAGAAAGUUGCGAAAAAGAUGCAAGCAUCAAGUGUGGCAAUGACAAAAUGGAAGAGUUGUAUAGGGCCAAAGAUAGAGACCAAAGUAAAGGAAAAUGUGGAGGUUAGUAAGCAGUUCAUUACAACAGAUUAUGGUAGGGGAAAUGUCAAUGUCCAAACCUCACGUGGACACCACCGAGUGAGUCUCAGCUUGCACCAUUGUAGUUGUGCAGAGUGGCAGAUGACAGGGAUUCCAUGUAGGCAUGCUUGUGCAGCGGUGAAAACUGUCCAUGGUGAUAUUUAUGAUUAUAUUGAGGGAUGUUGUGAUGCAUUUGCUGUCAUGUUAUUUUUCCUAUCUGCAAUUAUGCUACUGUGA
Molecule: messenger RNA, 1950 nt
Organism: Neltuma alba
Lineage: Eukaryota; Viridiplantae; Streptophyta; Magnoliopsida; Fabales; Fabaceae
Exons: 8
Coding region: 1-1950 (649 amino acids)
Molecular function (GO): zinc ion binding
Source: RefSeq, a predicted model, not a curated record